AUGGAUGACGAACUCGUUCAGGUCCUCACCAAUACCCAAUCCUCCGACCAGGCCGUUCGCCACCAGGCCGAACUCGCCCUGAACCACGCCAAAGAUAACCCCGCCUUCCCCGUCUCGCUCGCGAAUGUCGCUGCCCAUGCCGCCGUAGACACCGCCGUCCGCCAGGCGGCCCUCACUUCUCUCCGCCUCUUCAUCGAGGCCAACUGGAAUCCUGACGGCGCGGAUGGCGAGCCCGUCGUCGAGAUCUCGGAGGAGGCCAGGGCUCAGCUGAGGCGCACCAUGCUCGAGCUUACCCUGAGCCCUGAAAAGAACCGCAAGGUCAAAAUUGCUGCGAGCUAUGCUCUCGGUAAAAUGGCCAUCCACGAUAUCCCAGACAAGUGGCCCGAUCUCAUCCCCAGUCUCCUUACUAUGAUCACGACCGGUACCGAUACACAAGUUCAUGGCGCGCUUCGCACCAUCGCCGAUAUCGUCGAGGACAGUUUAAGCGAGGAUCAAUUCUUUUCCAUGGCCCGCGACAUCGUCAAGGCCUUGACCGCCGUUGCCCUCGACGAAAACCGAACCCCCACCAUUCGAUCGCUCUCCGUGUCCAUAUUCCGCUCGUGCUUCGAUCUCCUGGAAAUUGUCAAGGAUGAACAUCCCAAAGAAGUCAAGGCGUUUGGUGACGAGCUUAUCCAGGAAUGGGGCCCUUUCUUCCUGCAAGCACUCAAGGCCAGGCUUCCCAAUGAGCCCGUGACCGCUUCGAAACAGCCACAGUCGUGGAAUGGGCUGAUCAUGCUAAAGCUUCAAGUUCUCAAGACUCUCCUCAAGGUGAGGGUGGUUCUUCCUGGCUUGAUUGCCAACCAGGCCCUUGAGUACUUUAGUGCCGUUUGGGAGGAACUCCUCGCUCUGCAGGGCCCCCACAGGGAGCUCUACAUCGACGACAACGCCCAGGACCGCCUGGAGGAUAUUGACAGCCUUCCAUACUCGUUGGAUUUCCUCAUCCUCGAGGAGCUUGACCUCAUUCACCAAUUCCUCCGAGCACCGCCCGUACACGCCCAACUCGAUGGCCAACUCAAGGCUCACCCUUCUGCCCAGGAAACGCCUUGGCUGACCGAGAUUAUGAAGACCCUCGUUGCCUUUUCCCGCAUCACUCAGGAAGAGGAAGGCCUGUGGGACAUAGAUUGCUCCCUAUACCUUGCCGAGGAAGCUUCCGCCUCAGCCAACUAUACCUCUAGGACUGCCGCCGGAGACGUUUUGAUCAAACUUGGUGAGGUCUACAGCCAGGCGGCCCUCGACGGUCUAUUCGGAUACACCCAGACUCUCUUCACCGGCGAUUCUGCCUCUGAUUGGAGGAGCCAGGAAGCCGCUCUUUACCUCUUCAAUAUGCUUGCGAGCGACUUUGACGACAUGGGCAAGAAUGUUCCGGAACCCACAGCUCGUGCCUACCUCGGCCUUGUAGAUUUCUCCAUCAACCAGGCCGACUGCCCGCUUCUGCGUGCCCGAGGCUAUCUGGUCGGUGGCACUCUAACACGGGCCUUCACCACCCCGGAUACUCUGAAUGAGCGAAUCCUCCAAUGCAUCAACGGCGAGGAGGCCGAGGUUGUCCGGGUUGCUUGCAUCAAGGCUGUCGAGCACCUGGUCCGCGCUAAGCGCGUGACUCCAGAGCAACAGAUUCCCAUCAUUCUCGCCAUGUCGCAGUACAUGCAGAACAAGGACCCAGACGAGCUUGAAGACGCUGAUGAGCUUCUAGUGACGCUGGCCGAGUCUCUUCGCCUCGUCAUCAAUGUCAACCACCGCGUCGCGUUGGCAGCCGAGGUCCAGCCCGUCGACAUCCUAUUUACCCUUGCCAGGCUCGGAGCCUCUAACUUCCAAGUCACCAUGAUUGUCACCGAGGCGUUUGAGGAUAUUGUCCAAAACCUGACAGACCCUACCUCGUAUACCGCUCUUAGCGCCAAAGUACUUCCCAUCCUCACUGCCGCCUUUGACGUGGCUAACCUCACCCAAGACGACCCCUUGGUUACGAGGCUGCUGAUGGAAGCGGUCGAGGGAGAAGUCUUGCGACCCGCCGCCGAGUCAUUGAAGUACCUGCUCAUGCAUGAUCACCACCAGGUGUUUGGCUGGCAGGACGAGUCGGGCCAGAGCGGUUUGGAUAUCUGUCUGCUCGUUAUUGACCGGCUCCUCGGCGCAGCCAUUGAGGAUAACUCGGCCUCCGAGGUUGGAGGCCUGGCUGCUGAACUUGUGGAGAAGGCGGGACAUGAACGCCUGGGGCCGUAUCUGCCCCAACUUCUGCGAGCCGUGGCCACUCGUCUGGGCAGCGCGCAGACUGCCCCGUUCAUCCAGUCUCUCAUCCUCGUCUUUGCCCGCCUAUCUCUCGUCGGCGCUCACGAUGUUGUUGAUUUCCUCGGGCAAACCCAAAUCGGUGACCACAAUGGCCUUGACGUCGUCCUCGGCAAGUGGCUCGAGAAUUCGGUCAGCUUUGCUGGAUAUGACGAGAUUCGCCAAAAUGUCAUUGCCCUCUCAAAGCUUUAUUCGCUAAACGAUGCUCGCCUCGCUCAAACCAUGGUGAAGGGUGACCUGAUCAUCACCGAUACCGAGCGUAUUAAGACUCGCUCUCGGGCCAAGCAAAACCAGUUCACCAUUAUCCCCGCCUCGCUCAAGAUCCUAAAGGUUCUCAUCCAGGAGCUUCUUUCCGCCUCGGGUGGCGGAAGGGCUGCCUCAACUGCUGCUGCUAUGGCUGCCGUUGCCGAACUUGAUGAUGACGACGGCGACGAUAGCUGGGAGGACGACCCUGACAGCGUUGAUCUCGGGCUUGGUGGCUCUAAGUCUGACCUCUACGCAUUCAUCGAGAGCACUGGCAGCCGUCAGCAAGACGACGAGACGCAAGCCUACCUUUCCGAGUUCUUCAUAACAGUAGCGCGCGACAACGUAGCCAAUUUCCAGGAAUGGUACAACAUGCUUACGGAUGAGGAGCGCGGCAAGCUUCAGGAAUUAGCAUCCCAGCCCUCGGCUUAG
Molecule: messenger RNA, 2991 nt
Organism: Parascedosporium putredinis
Lineage: Eukaryota; Fungi; Ascomycota; Sordariomycetes; Microascales; Microascaceae
Source: the annotation of a GenBank genome assembly